AUGUCUAUCGACUUCCCUAAGGAAGAAGAGGCUAUCAUCCAAAGAUGGCGCGAUAUCAACGCGUUCCUUCGACAGGUUGAACUGUCCGAAGGUCGCCCGCGCUAUACUUUCUACGAUGGUCCUCCUUUCGCUACCGGUCUUCCUCAUUACGGCCAUCUUCUCGCCUCUACCAUCAAGGAUGUCAUCCCCCGUUACUGGUCCAUGAAGGGUUUCCACGUUGAGCGCCGUUUCGGCUGGGAUACCCACGGUCUCCCAAUUGAGCACGAGAUUGACAAGAAGCUGGGAAUCUCUGGUAAGGCUGCCGUCAUGGAGCUCGGUAUUGCCAAGUACAACGAGGAGUGCCGCUCCAUCGUCAUGCGAUAUGCUACCGAAUGGCGACACACCAUUGAGCGCCUGGGCCGAUGGAUCGACUUCGACAAUGACUACAAGACCAUGGACCCUCGCUUCAUGGAAUCCGAGUGGUGGGUGUUCAAGCAGCUGUUCGACAAGGGCCAGGUCUACCAGGGCUACCGAGUCAUGCCCUACUCUACGGUUCUCACCACCGCUCUGAGCAACUUCGAAGCCAACCAGAACUAUCAAGAUGUUACCGAUCCUGCCGUUGUUGUCUCAUUCCCCCUCGUUGACAACCCCGAGGUCAGCCUGCUCGCAUGGACAACCACCCCUUGGACCCUUCCCUCGCAUCUGGGUCUGGCAGCCAACCCCGAUUUCGAGUACAUCAAGAUCCUCGACGAGAAGAGCGGCAAGACCUACAUUCUGCUUGAGAAGCUCCUUGGAACCCUCUAUAAGGAUCCCAAGAAGGCCAAGUUCAAGAUCCUCGAAAGAAUUCGCGGAAAGGAAAUGGAGGGCUGGAAGUACCUUCCUCCCUUCGACUACUACUACGAGGACUUCAAGGACAUUGCCUUCAAGGUCCUGAACGCUGCCUAUGUCACUGACGACAGCGGUGUGGGUAUUGUCCACCAGGCUCCCGCCUUUGGUGAGGACGAUUACAACGUUGCCCUGGCUGCAGGUAUCAUUACUGAGAAGCGCCCACCCCCCGACCCCGUCAACGACACUGGUCACUUCACCGACCGCAUCACCCACUUCAAGGGCAUGCAUGUCAAGGAAGCCGACAAGCACAUCAUCAAGCACCUGAAGAACGCUGGCCGCAUUGCCAACGAGUCCCAGAUUAGGCACUCGUACCCUAUGUGCCCUCGUUCCGAUACGCCUCUGAUCUACAAGGCUGUUCCCUCGUGGUUCAUCCGUAUCCCCAGCAUCAUCCCCGACAUGCUCAAGAACAUCGAAGGCUCCCACUGGACUCCCUCAUUCGUCAAGGAGAAGCGUUUUGCUAGCUGGAUCGCCAAUGCUCGCGACUGGAACGUCAGCAGAAACCGCUACUGGGGUACCCCUAUCCCUCUCUGGGUCAGUGACGAUCUGGAGGAGAGAGUGUGCAUUGGCAGUGUCGAGGAGCUGCGUGAGCUGAGUGGAUAUGAGGGCGACCUUACCGAUCUGCACCGUGACAAGGUCGACCAUAUCACUAUUCCCAGCAAGAUGGGCAAGGGCCAGCUGAAGCGUGUUGAGGAGGUUUUCGACUGCUGGUUCGAAUCUGGAAGCAUGCCUUAUGCCAGCCAGCACUACCCCUUCGAGAAUGUUGACAAGUUUAAGGAGUCCUUCCCUGGAGACUUCAUUGCCGAAGGUCUCGACCAAACCCGUGGAUGGUUCUAUACUCUCCUCGUUCUCGGAACCCACUUGUUUGGUUGCUCGCCCUUCCAGAACUGUGUCGUCAACGGUAUUGUGCUUGCUGAGGACGGCAAGAAGAUGUCGAAGCGACUCAAGAACUACCCCGAUCCUUCUAUCGUCAUGUCCAAGUACGGCUCAGACGCCCUCCGUCUUUACCUCAUCAACUCUCCCGUCGUCCGAGCCGAGCCCCUUAGAUUCAAGGAGUCCGGUGUCAAGGAGGUCGUCCAAAAGGUUCUCCUGCCGCUGUGGAACAGUUACAAGUUCUUCGAGGGUCAGGUGGCUCUCCUGAAGAAGGUGGAGAAUGUCGAUUACGCUUGGGAUCCCAGCAUGGAGUCGAGCAACACCAAUGUCAUGGAUCGAUGGAUCUUGGCCAGUUGCCAGAGCCUGCUGCAGUUUGUUAACCAGGAGAUGAAGGGCUACCGACUCUACACUGUCGUCCCGCGACUCCUGGGUCUCAUCGACAACACUACAAACUGGUACAUUCGAUUCAACCGAAAGCGACUCAAGGGCGAGAACGGCUUGAACGACACUCUGCAUGCCCUGAACUCCCUCUUCGAGGUGUUGUUCACCCUGUGCCGUGGACUGGCACCCUUCACACCCUUCCUUACCGAAACCAUUUAUCUCAAGCUCCUCCCUCACAUCCCCGAGAACCUCCGUGGCGAGGACUCUCGAAGUGUGCACUUCCUGCCAUUCCCUGAUGUUCGACAAGAGCUGUUUGACGAGGAGGUUGAGCGACGGGUUGGACGCAUGCAGCGUGUCAUUGAACUUGCUCGUGUGUCUCGUGAGCGCCGCACCAUCGGACUCAAGCAGCCUCUCAAGACCUUGGUGGUGAUCCACCCUGACCCCCAGUACCUUGAGGAUGUCAAGUCCCUGGAGGGAUACAUCACUGAGGAGCUGAACGUCCGCGACCUGGUUCUCUCCAACGACGAGGCCAAGUACAACGUCCAGUACAGCGUCACUGCCGACUGGCCUGUCCUCGGAAAGAAGCUCAAGAAGGACAUGGCUCGUGUCAAGAAGGGUCUCCCCUCCCUCACCAGCGAGCAAGUGCAAGGCUAUGUGCGAGAUGGACACGUCUUUGUCGAGGGUAUUCGCCUAGAGGCGGGUGACCUGGUUGUGCGCAGAGGUGUCAAGGAGGAUGAGGCCUCUAAGAACUUCGAGACCAAUACCGACAGCGAGGUGCUCACUAUCCUGGAUACGGAGAUUCACCCCGAGUUGGCCCAGGAGGGUCUUGGCCGUGAAAUCAUCAACCGUGUGCAACGGCUCCGAAAGAAGGCCGGUCUCGUCCCGACCGACGACAUUAGAAUGGAGUACCGAGUGCUUUCCGACCCCGAAGCUGUGGGUCUUUCAGAUGCUUUCCAGUCGCAGACAGCUGCUUUUGAGAGGGCAUUGCGUCGGCCUCUUGACGAGGUGGCAGCCGAGGCGGGGGCUGAAGGUCUCAUUGCAGAGGAGGAACAAGAAGUACAACAGGCAACAUUCCUGCUUCGACUACUUAAAUUGUAG
Molecule: messenger RNA, 3216 nt
Organism: Fusarium keratoplasticum
Lineage: Eukaryota; Fungi; Ascomycota; Sordariomycetes; Hypocreales; Nectriaceae
Product: Isoleucine--tRNA ligase
Exons: 4
Coding region: 1-3216 (1071 amino acids)
Biological process (GO): isoleucyl-tRNA aminoacylation
Molecular function (GO): ATP binding; tRNA binding; aminoacyl-tRNA deacylase activity
Source: RefSeq, a predicted model, not a curated record